AUAAGCCCAAUCCAUGGGAACUUCACUCCUUGAAGGCCUGGGCGAUCCUCACGUCUUUCCCGGGCUUGUUCCGGCGCUGCGUUUUGGACACUUUUCAGAGGGAUUUUAACACAAAAUCAAUGGCGAGUGCGUUGGGUGCAAGACUUGAAUCUGUUCGAAACUCUUCUUUACUUAGAUUUUCACUCAACUUCAUCAGAGCCUUCAGUUCUUCUACUUCUUCUUCUUCUUCUUCUUCUGCUCCUGCUCAAAACCCUAAGAAAUCGAAGCGAAGAAAGAAGAACUUGUUCGAGGUGGCUCAGUUCUUGCCUAACUGGGGAAUCGGCUACCACAUGGCCAAGACUCACUGGAACGAGGUUUCUUACGAAAUCACCAAACUCAAUCUCUACAAGGAUGGAAGACAUGGAAAAGCAUGGGGGAUUGCUUAUAAAAAUGGCUUGCCAAUAGCAGAUGCUCCAAAAAAAAUUAGUGGAGUUCACAAGCGCUGUUGGAAGUACCUACCAAAUGUAGUAAAAGCACCAGAAAGCUCAACAAACGUAAUGAGCUCAACAGACAGUGGCUUAAAAGUUGAAACUGAAGCAAGUUGAUGCUUUCUGGUGACAUUGGGUUUUUAGGUCAUCCACAUCAUCUCAUGCUUUAGGGUUGAUUUUCAAUUCACAUAGUUGUUUUCCGACUAUGGUAACCUUUUAUAAUCAACCAUGAAAUAUUGCUUGCUCAUUCAUGCAAGGUUUUUAAGUUUGUUUCUUUUUAUAUUUUAGUGAAAUGAACUCUGCACCUUCAAACGUGCUCUGAGGGAGUAAUCCGGAUGGAUAUGUUUCUUGCUUGAUUUGUGUUGUCUUUGACCUUUUUAUUUGUAUUUUUUUCCAUUAUAGUAAACACCAAAUCUACAUAUUCAUCAGGUUAGUUAUUAA
This is a messenger RNA of Cajanus cajan (pigeon pea), 908 nucleotides long. RefSeq lists its product as uncharacterized. Lineage: Eukaryota; Viridiplantae; Streptophyta; Magnoliopsida; Fabales; Fabaceae. Gene Ontology annotation, molecular function: structural constituent of ribosome. Gene Ontology annotation, cellular component: mitochondrion. The record is from RefSeq and is a predicted model, not a curated record.